UUACUCUUUUCUUUCUUUUUUAAAUUAACUUUUUCUAAAGACUAAACUUUACUAUUACUGCGCUUUCCAUUAUUCAAAUUUUCAACAUAUUAUCCAUGACAAGUACUGUUGCUCCCAGAUCUCUCCGUCGAGUCAGCUUCGAUUUGAGUCAUAAUGUCGUGUAUGAGUUACCCACGCUAGAACAAUGUCGAGAACAAGCAAAACGUAGAAGCAGAGAAGAAUGGUUACGGAAAACAUUGAACGAAGACAUGCUCAGCGAUGAUAUUGUUGCUGAAAUUCAAGAAGAAUUCCGUUCCGAGGAUGAGUCAGAACAGCCGACUACGCAUUCUUUAGCGCCUAUUAAAAGCUGUCUGAAAAAGCAGCCCACCACGCUUGCAAUGCCUGAAGCAGUUAUCGAUAAAAAGAAGAAACCUCAUCAUCAUGGAAAAAAGAAUCAAAAAAAGAGAAAGAGAGGCCAGCAUCAUCAAGCCAAGUCUUCUGUGCAGCAAUCACAAGUCAAUCUUCACAGCAUGCCUAUCAUCUCUGUUCAUUGAAUAGACUACGACGACACUUCCUCCUUCAUCAACGUGCUGACUGUUGAACCUAUCUCUUUUAGAAGGAAUAAGCAUCAACACUCUAGAACGUUGGUUUAUGUUCUUGGUCAUAAGAUAAUCAUCCUUUUAUCUUUGGCCUUGACGCUUGUGUAUAUAGAAUCCUGUCGAAGGAAGAAGAGACGUAAAAAAAAGAGAAAAAGGACUAUACCAAUUUUUCAAAUGAUAUCUCCCAUCCUAAUCGUUAUCCCUCCGCUUUUCGUAUAUCAUAUACGCACGACGCAUUUUUAGCCGUUUUUUUAUUUUAUUUUAUUUUUGCACUGUUAGCAGUUUUCUUUCCUAUUUAGUUUACUAUAAAAUAAACAUAUAGUUACAAUCUCAAGGAAAGGCUAGAUGACCUCUUUUUUUUUUUUUUGUUUUUGUAAACAAAUAAACGACACGAAAAAAAGGG
Molecule: messenger RNA, 981 nt
Organism: Mycotypha africana
Lineage: Eukaryota; Fungi; Mucoromycota; Mucoromycetes; Mucorales; Mycotyphaceae
Exons: 3
Coding region: 96-533 (145 amino acids)
Source: RefSeq, a predicted model, not a curated record